Messenger RNA from Puccinia triticina, 1980 nucleotides. RefSeq lists its product as uncharacterized. NCBI's taxonomy places the organism in Eukaryota, Fungi, Basidiomycota, Pucciniomycetes, Pucciniales, Pucciniaceae. Bases 1 to 1980 code for a protein of 659 amino acids. The record is from RefSeq and is a predicted model, not a curated record. The transcript has 4 exons.
AUGCCCGUCCUGCCACAGCUAUUCCAUUGGCUUGGAAUAAUUGUGGUUCUCUAUACCCUUGCAAGCUCAGCUGUGGUCGAAGCCGUCCCCGGAAACGCAUUCAUGUUAUACACAAAAAAUGCCCGCAAGGCUAACCUGAAUCUCGACCUGAGCCCGGAGCUUGCCCGCCCAGUCGAUACCGAUUUGCAUCUAGCACCCGGUCCCCCAGCUUCACGCGAGGAACUCCGUGCUCAUGAUGACCCUGCCAAAAUUCUCGAUAAAGGAGGGCGAGACGCUCCCCCUGGUUACGGGAAGAAUCUGAUGAACCCUCUCCCAGACAUUGACCCGCUUGCCUUAAGCCUUGCACCCCUAGCACCAUACAUGCUAGCAGGUACCGGGAAGAUGCCGAUGGACCUUCGAGUCGACUCGCAAAUGGAAGUGAAUACCGCAGCUGGUGCACUUGUGACACGAGUACGAGAACCCACAGGCGCUUAUAGCAGCCAGCUUCCAGGCGUUAAGGCUGGACUCGACGUGAAGAUGGACACGCUAAAGACCCCAGCUAGUGCGCCCGUGACGCUAGUGCGAAGACCCGAGGCCGCUUCCAGCCAGCUUCCAGGCGUGGAGGCAAGCUCUUCAACCGUUCCAGCCGAUACUCGUGUCCCCAGAAAACAAGACACUCCUCGUGAUUCUAGCACAAAGGCGACGUCCUCUCGAUUGGGACAAGCAAUGCACAAACCUCAGUUGAUCUCAGAGCCUCGACCUCACCGGAUAAUCACACUUAAGACACAAUCACGACCAAAUGUCGCUUGCGGUCAACCUUCAAGUGACAAUGCACGCUCCUCAGUGGAACCAGUGAAAAUUGAAAAGAUUAAUCGAACGCGAGACGAGCUUCAGUCCCAGAAGACGCGUCAACAGCCCUCAGUGCGUACGGUAAUACAAUACAAUGACAAUCGAGAAUAUCAUUAUCAUACUCUGGUUACUGGAGAUUCACCGACAGAGCCACUGAAACCAGCCGCUCGGAUGCCUCAACCAAGUCCAAAUUUGAGCGUCCCCAGAUUGAACAAGAUACGUGUCAAGCUUUCACCAGAAUCCUUGACGGAAGCCGCGCCCCGCCUGUUGAAGAGUCAAACCAGUAAUUCCAAACGGGCUCUCGAGAGACCCACUGACCGUAACUUGCCCAGUAAGCGCCAGCAGACAAGCCCCGAAAUCACUCCACAAUAUCCAGGUUUCGAUCGUCGACGUCUUAAAUUCAGUACUGCGUAUCCUGAGAAUACGAGGUAUCCGACCAGUCUCGAUUUUAGACCCAUGACAGAGUAUCAUCCCGUUUCCAAUCAGGGGUCCACUGAACGCCCGCAGGCAAGCCCUGUAAUCAUUUUAAAUCAUCCCGCUUUCGAUCCUCGACGUCAUGCAUCCACUACUAGGUAUGCUGGGCAUCAUACCGGUUUCGAGAGUGAAAAUUUCACACUCACUAGUAAAUAUCAUCGCGCUUUCAAUCAGGGCCCCACGGAAUCCCGCUUGCGCAGUAAACGCCCGCAGGCAAUCCCUCAAAUCGCUUUGAAUCGUUUCGAUUACGAUUGUCGACGUCUUGCACCCAAUGCUAGGUAUUCUGGGCAUGAUACUGGUUUCGAGAGUCAAGAUGUUAAACCCACUCGGAGAUGUCAUCCCGCUUCCAAUCAGGAGCCCACUGAACUCAACUUGCGCAGUGAACGCCCGCAUGUAAGCCCGGAAAUGACUUUGUAUCAUUCCGGCUUCGAUCCUCGACGCCUUGCAUCCAAUUCUGGGAAUACUAGGCAUACUAGGUAUCAUUCCGCUCUUGAUGGUGAAGGUUUUACACCCAUGGCUGAGUAUCAUCCCGUCUUCAAUUUCGGAAUUUAUGAACCCAAUACGAGGAAUCGUCCCGGUUUCAAUGGCGAAAGUCUCAGAGUCGAUGCUGGGAAUCAACCCGGCUCCCACCGUGGGUCUUUUGCACUCAAUGGCCCUUCAAGUCCAUCCUCACCUUAG